This is a messenger RNA of Cucumis melo (muskmelon), 687 nucleotides long. RefSeq lists its product as uncharacterized. The transcript has 3 exons. The record is from RefSeq and is a predicted model, not a curated record. Lineage: Eukaryota; Viridiplantae; Streptophyta; Magnoliopsida; Cucurbitales; Cucurbitaceae. Bases 1 to 687 code for a protein of 228 amino acids.
AUGGACCGAAGAUGUUUCGCAAUUCUCUACCACUUACUAAGGACCGUUGCUGGACUAACGUUGACAGAAGUCGUCGAUGUUGAGGAGAUGGUAGCAAUGUUCCUCCAUAUUGUUGUGCACGACGUGAAAAAUCGUGUCAUUCAACGGAAGUUCAUGCGGUCAGGACCAGCUGCAGACUCACGCAUCCUCCGUGAUGCCAUUUCAAGACCUAAUGGCCUGAAGGUGCCCAAGGAUGAUAUCCUAUGGCAUUAUACAUAUGAAUGCAAUUUUGCAAUUAACAGCUGCGACAUUUUAAUCGUGCAAUGUGAUCAUAAGAAAUGGCGUGGCACUGAAAAUGCACCUUCAACGUCGAAAGAGUUCUUCAAUAUGAAGCAUUCGUCUGCUCGUAAUGUAAUCAAAAGAGAAUUUGGUGUCUUGAAGGGUCGAUGGACGAUACUGCGGGGAAAGUCAUACUACCCUGUAGAAGUCCAAUGUCGCACAAUACUCGCAUGUUGUCUCCUCCACAACCUUAUCAAUAGAGAGAUGACAAACUUUGAUAUAGAAGACAACAUAGAUGAGGUUGAUUCCACCCACUCGACUACUGCCGCCGAUGACAUACAUUACAUAGAGACGUCCAAUGAGUGGACUCAAUGGAGAGACGACCUUGCAGAAGAAAUGUUUACUGAUUGGGAGUUGCAUAACCAGUAG